AUGGGCCGGGGGAUAACACGGGUCUCCGUGCCCGUGGUAAGAUGUGAAAACCCAGAUCAUAUCGCCAAGAACCACGGCAGCAAUGCUCCACAGAUAUUCCACCGAGAUGAAUUCCCUGAAGUCAGUGUUGAGAAGAAGUUCGGAGGAGGCAUAUCAGUUUAUAUGCGGUGGACCGGGCAUCUCCGCCUCCCGGAAUCCGAUGACACAACAAGCAAGCAGUUGUCAGCGCGAAUAGCCGCUGAUACCAUGCGCCAGAGACUGGAGCAGUUUAGGAGAGGGUCCCCGGCCGAAUUCAUCGCGCCCCAACUACUCCCAGGCCGCCUCAUGGAGAUGCAGUGCUUCGAUCCGAACCGCUGCUCUUGUUUGCAAUACAGCGGCAGUGACCUCUUGCCCGGCCACAAAUGGCAACUGAGCCCUCCCGGACAGAGUCAGCAAGCUAUAUGUCGAACGGACCCUAGCAACCAACAAAGCUGUCUCCAUCUCCAGACUUCCGAGGGCAGUGGGCCACAAGGGAAGUCCAGGGGACAGCUUCCUCUGGGGCCUUCUACUAAAAUUUCCAUGUGUGGGAGAAGCGGAACGCCAGACGCGUCUGUCGUCCGAAUUUGGAUGGACUGCUGCCCGGGCGACGUCGACAACUCCAGUCGGUGUCUGCGCAUCAAGUACGAACGCGUCAUUAAGAUAGUACCAACCUAUGUGACCAAAGAACAUACGCCGGACCUGAUUAUGCUAGCGCCGAUCAGUGCCGGCAGACCCCUGCCGAUGUCAGCGGCUUGGUGUCAAGCUCUCGACCCGGACUCCUACGAGUCAAGCAAUCAUGAAAAUAUCCUGUGUGUCAGGGUCGUCGAAGGCCUAGCCCCUAAGCGGCCCAAGUCAUCGACUGCCACUAAUGUCCGCGUCAUGGGCAAACCAGAAAACUCCCAUCAUACUGUCCGCCGGAGCUCACCACCAUCUAAGUCUCUCCAUCAAUGCAAGCCCAUGUGUCCGACGUUCAGCUUCGAUAUCUCCAAGUUUGUCCGCGCUGGUGUGCUCCGAACAAACAAGUGGCACCCAUAUGGGUGGCCGGUAAAAAUCUAG
Messenger RNA from Diaporthe amygdali, 1074 nucleotides. RefSeq lists its product as uncharacterized. The coding region runs from base 1 to 1074 and encodes 357 amino acids. The transcript has 2 exons. Lineage: Eukaryota; Fungi; Ascomycota; Sordariomycetes; Diaporthales; Diaporthaceae. The record is from RefSeq and is a predicted model, not a curated record.